AUGUCGUCUGCCCGCUACUAUGCUGACCCCGCCGUGGCCACCCAAUUCGCUACAGAGCUCCUUAUGAAGGCUGGCCUCAACGAGGAACACGCCAAGUCGAUGGCUAACUGCCUGGUACUGGCUGACAUUCGCGGUGUUGACACUCAUGGCCUAGCCCGUCUUCCUCAAUAUAUUGACCGCGUCAGCAAUGGUCGUGUGAACGCGAAUCCUAACUUCAAGUUCACCGAGAAGACUCCUGUAGUGGCUCACAUGGAUGGCGACAAUGGUUUUGGUUUUGUCGUGGCCACUCGGGCUAUGGAGGAGGCCAUCAAGCGCGCCGAAAUCUACGGCAUUGGUCUCGUCGUGGCCAACCACUCGAACCAUUUCGGAAUGGGUGCCACAUACGUGAUGCAGGCUCUCGAAAAGGACAUGAUCUCCCUUGUUUUUACCAACUCGGCCAAGCAGAUGCCUCCUUUCGGUGGCAAGGAGACUCUACUCGGUAUCUCCCCCUUCGCCGCGGGUGCGCCGUCUGGAAAGGAGGUUCCAUACAUUCUGGACAUGGCUCCAUCAGUUGUGGCCAAGGGCAAGAUUCGCCGUGCUGCUCGCCGUGGCGAGUCUAUUCCACUUGGCUGGGCAGUUGAUGCCGACGGAAACCCCACUACCGAUGCUGAAGUCGCCCUGAGCGGAAGCAUGGCCCCCAUCGGUGGUCCUAAGGGUUCCGGAAUUGCGAUUUUGAUGGACGUCAUGUCCGGUGUUCUGAGCGGUUCUGCCUUCGGUGGUGAGGUCGGUGAUCAGUACAAGGACACUAAGCCCCAGGACGUGGGCCACUGCUUUAUCGCUCUCAAGCAGGAUAUCUUCCUCAGUGCCGCCGACUUUAAGGCCCGUAUGGAUACCCUUGUUCAACGCGUCCAUAAUGUAACGCCUGCGCCUGGUUUCAACGAAGUUCUCUUCCCCGGUGAGCCUGAGCAUCGUCUCGGCGUUCAGCGUCGCAAGGAAGGCAUUCCCUAUGCCGACGCCGAAAAGCAAAUGUUUAUCGACAUUGCCAAGAAGUUCGGUGUUUCUGAACUUCCUCUUGCCGAUUCUGCCUUGUCUUUGGCCUGA
This is a messenger RNA of Penicillium olsonii, 1080 nucleotides long. NCBI's taxonomy places the organism in Eukaryota, Fungi, Ascomycota, Eurotiomycetes, Eurotiales, Aspergillaceae. The record is from the annotation of a GenBank genome assembly.